UUUAUUGAUGAUUUAUAGUUAUUUUGUUGGAGGAGGAAAGCAUGAAAAGUAAAGGAGAAUUGAAAAUAAUGUGAUGUAGAGAUUUGGUAUAAAUAGAAUUCAAAGAUGAUGAUUGAAUUCGAAAAUCAUGUGUUGUAGAGUUUUCGAUCUUUUCUUUCCUCCAAACUCAAAGCUCAUUAACGUUUUGAAUGUGGUGGUGGUAAUGAUGAUUGAGUUUGCAGAGAUCGGGAAGAGUUCCUGGUGUAGGCAUGACUCACUCCCCAUUUUCUCUAUUGCCCAUAUCCUUUCCUCGAUCUAAUUGGCAGCAAGCCUGUGAAUUAGCCCCUCUUUUCAAUGAGCUCGUUGAUCGUGUCAGCUUAGAUGGUGAAUUUCUACAGGAAUCGCUCUCCAGGACAAAAGAAGCAGAUGUUUUCACCCGCAGACUCUUAGAUAUUCACUCCAAAAUGCUUGAGAUCAACAAAAGAGAGGAAAUUCGUUUGGGUUUGCAUCGUUCAGAUUAUAUGCUUGAUGCUCAGACUAAUUCACUUCUUCAAGUAGAGCUCAACACUAUUUCAACUUCAUCAAUUGCUCCUGGUUGUAUUGUUAGUGAGCUUCACAGGAACUUAAUCAAUCAAAAUGGAAAGCUCCUUGGGUUAGAUUCUGGAAACAUCCCUAGAAACAACAAUGUCAGUCAGUAUGCAGAGGCAUUAGCUAAAGCUUGGAUUGAGUACAACAACUCCAGGGCUGUCAUUUUGGCUGUAGUUCAAGCUGAUGAACACAAUAUGUAUGACCAGCUUUGGCUUCUCUCCAUUUUGAAAGAGAGAUAUGGCGUAACAGUAAUUCGUAAAACAUUGACAGAAAUAGAUGCUGAUGCGGUGCUUCUGCCAGAUGGGACUCUUCUUGUAGGUGAUCGAGAAGUUGCGGUUGUAUAUUUCAGAGCUGGGUAUACACCGCGUGAUUAUCCUUCAGAAUCAGAAUGGAGAGCAAGGCUACUGAUGGAGCAGUCCUCUGCUGUCAAAUGCCCAUCUAUUUCCUAUCAUUUAGUUGGAACUAAGAAGAUACAACAAGAGCUAGCAAAACCCAAUGUGCUUGAGAGGUUCAUUGAGAACGAGGAUGACAUUGAAAAACUACGUAAAUGCUUCGCAGGGUUGUGGGAUUUGGAUGACUCUAAUGCUGUGAAGAAUGCAAUUAAAAGACCUGAACUGUUUGUUAUCAAACCCCAACGAGAAGGAGGAGGGAACAACAUCUAUGGCGAUGAUGUGAGAGAAACCCUACUGAAAUUAGAGAAGGAAAGGAGUGAAGAACGUGCAGCCUAUAUUCUUAUGCAAAGGAUUUUCCCCUUUACUGCUCCUGCAUGUCUGGUCAGAGAUGGAUCUUGUCAUCAAGUAAAUAGUGUAUCAGAAGUUGGGAUUUUUGGUGCUUAUCUAAGGAACAAAGAGAAGGUGAUCAUGAAUGAUGAGUGUGGUUACUUGAUCAGGACUAAGGGUUCUACAGCAAAUGAAGGUGGAGUUAUUUCUGGAUAUGCUGUGAUAGAUAUCAUAUAUUUGACUUAAUUGAGAUGAAUUUCCAAGGGAUCAACACAGGUAUUUGAUCGGUUUAGAUGCUAUGGCUGUACAUAUCUGUCAUCUUUUGUUUCCAUGAAGCCCUCCAGUGGGAGGUGUAGAAAGAGAGGCUGAAACAGAGUAGUGCCACUUUGUUAUCCGGUUGCUUUCUGAGUCUUUGUUCUGUUGUUCUGUAUAUAUAUAGUAAUUACUAAUGCUUUUAUCAAAUCAAAACAAUAGAUUGUAAUAAAUUGAUAGAGAAUAAAGAGGGCAGGGACCUCCUGCAUGUAA
Messenger RNA from Macadamia integrifolia, 1811 nucleotides. RefSeq names its product glutathione synthetase, chloroplastic-like. Lineage: Eukaryota; Viridiplantae; Streptophyta; Magnoliopsida; Proteales; Proteaceae. Gene Ontology annotation, cellular component: cytosol. Bases 249 to 1532 code for a protein of 427 amino acids. Gene Ontology annotation, biological process: glutathione biosynthetic process. The transcript is spliced from 12 exons. Gene Ontology annotation, molecular function: ATP binding; glutathione synthase activity; glutathione binding. The record is from RefSeq and is a predicted model, not a curated record.